This is a messenger RNA of Lutzomyia longipalpis, 833 nucleotides long. RefSeq lists its product as uncharacterized. The transcript is spliced from 3 exons. The record is from RefSeq and is a predicted model, not a curated record. The coding region runs from base 89 to 748 and encodes 219 amino acids. Lineage: Eukaryota; Metazoa; Arthropoda; Insecta; Diptera; Psychodidae.
UCUCUCAUUGCUUCCCAUCGUUGUCAGUUGGUGCUGGAAGGGCGGACAGUGCAGCUAAAAAAAAUUUUGUGAUUAAGAGCAGGAGAAGAUGGAGAUUGAGUUUUACUGUGAUUCCUAUGGAAAUUCCCUCGAGAGCUCCCUGGAGGACUUGAGAGUGGAGGACUUUAAUGGAUAUCUGACCCUGUCCUAUGAGCAGCUCACGUGCAUGAAUGCUGACUAUGCGAGAUAUCUCGGCCCCCGGACGCUUUCCCUUGAUCUUACGGGAAAUGAUUUAACAGAUCUCUCCUUUCUUGGCUACUUCACAAAGCUCCACACACUUGUUCUCGAUGGGAAUGGGUCCAUCUACUACCGUACUUUACCUCAACUCGCCAGUUUAUCGACAUUCUGGGCCAACAACUGCAACAUAACAAAUUACCCGGAAUUCAUUUCCGUCCUCGCAGAUCGCUUCCCGAAUCUCAAAUUUCUCUGUGUCCUCAACAAUCCUGGUGUCCCAUCGUACAUUUCUCGUUCGCGCUUCUACUCCAUCAUACUUUACAGGAAUUUCGUGAUAAAUCGCUUCCCGUGCAUUCAGCAUGUUGACGAUUGUUGGGUGACGGAGAAGAAGAGUUUCUUCCAAAUGGCCAUUUGCUAUCUCUACAGACGUCACAAAUCGAGCAAAUACCGCCUCAAUUCCAUCAGAGCCCUCUCCCAUAGGACUCUGCUGAAGAAGAAGGGCCCAGUGAAGAUUGUUAUCCCACGACUUUUCUAAAAAACUCAUAUUUCUGUACAAAUUAAUCCAAUAUUUAUAAGAAUUGAUGAAGAAAUACAACUCAAAUUUUUAUUAAAUUGAAAAA